Messenger RNA from Lates calcarifer (barramundi perch), 2191 nucleotides. RefSeq names its product putative protein MSS51 homolog, mitochondrial. Bases 332 to 1627 code for a protein of 431 amino acids. The record is from RefSeq and is a predicted model, not a curated record. The transcript is spliced from 7 exons. Lineage: Eukaryota; Metazoa; Chordata; Actinopteri; Centropomidae.
GGCCCCCACCUUCCUCCGGGGCAAACCAUCUCCCACCCAGCUCCCUCUCCCUCUCCCUCCUCCUAACCUCAGAUGUCAGAAGCACUCCAUAGCCCUCAACUCACCCUUCUCUUACUUUGGCUCAGUUGGGAGUGAGGGAGGGGGGGGUUUCAAGACCCCAGCAGAGACACUGGGGAAGGCUCCAUGAAGUGCUUGCAUCCAGCAUAAGGAGCUGUCAGUCACCUUCUUCUGUCCUGCCCCGAGGACCAAGAAAACUCAGAACCAUCUAGAAGCUACUCUGCUGCUCUGGAACCAAAGAAUUCUUCUCCAGGUGGAAAGCGAAGGCCACAACAUGGCGUCCCAGGUCCCAGCGCUCCCUCAGUCCUGCGCUCCAGGGACUGACAGCGUCUUUUCCGACCAGUCUGGCUUUUUCUCUCUGGAUGCUAACGUGCCCGGGCUCUCUAAGGUGAUUCUCAACAAGCUCAACAUGAAGGACUAUGAACAAUACAGGGCUGCUGUUGAGGGAAAACCCAGAGUCUCAUUCCGCAACUACAAGGAGAUGUUCCAGAAGAUGGAGGACACCUUUAAGUUCUGCACUGGCUGCAACAAACUGCCAGAGCACCUCACCGAGGGACAGACCCUGAAACGCUGUGUGAAGUGCUUGAAUGUGUACUACUGCACCAAGGACUGUCAGAAAAAGGACUGGCCUCAGCAUAAAAAGGUCUGCAAGAUGUUGCGUCUGGUGGCCAUCGACAGACUAGUGGAGUGGCUGAUGUUCACUGGAGACCUUCCAUUCCCCACUGAGAAGUGGUGCAAGCCAAUCGCUGAGGUGAGGAAAUGGGACGACUGGCUCCCCAUGCAGGGGGACCUCACACCACGCCUGGACGCCAUUUUGUCGGGUAAAAACAUGACAAGCCUUUGGAAAAACUCCUGCAGGGCACGGCCGGAUGACGACGACCUGCGACAGUCUCUAUGGCGGAUUCAGAGCGAGUUCCUCUCUCGAGUUCUCACAGUUGGGAUGGCUAUUCAGCACUUUGGCCUGGAUCCAUACGCUAAACCCAUCACUAUUCACCUGGCAGGGGCAUCCCACAAUGAAACCAUGGGAGCCAGACUGACUGACUACGAUGAGCUGAAUCACAUGUUCCCUGGGCACCAGGGCAUAGAGGUGGUCAUGGUCGGACCAGAAGUGGUGGACGGUCCCAUCAUGAGGCCUCCUCUCAGGGCAUUUGGUCCCAGGCACAGGGUCUUCAUCAGUGCAUACAAGGGCCUCUAUCAUCAAUUCUGGGAGGAGGUGCUGGAGAAAGAGGAGGCAGCCAAGCCAGAUCUGGUGGUUGGAUUUCAUCCUGGGUUCCAUGCUAACCAGGGUCUGGUAGAAGGUUGGCUGCCCUCCCUCCUGCUGCUCAGAGACUAUAACAUCCCCUCCUUCUUCACCAUGUACAGCGAGAUGGAGCUCAAGUACUCGCUGCAGAUCCUGCUGGAGUUGGAGAUGCACAUCAGGGACAGUGGGUCCAAUCCGUUCACCUCGCAGAAGCCGGAGCAGGUCCAGGCCUGCCCCAACAAAACCCCAGUGUACUGCAACUCUCACUACAUCUGUUUCCAGGGACUGCUGCCACGGGAAGACUUUGAGGAGCCAGGCCUGGACAGUUAGGAGGCCAUCGUGAGGAAAACCAGAGCCUGUCCUUUUCAUAAAGACGUGGCUUUCAAUGUAGGACUUUGGGAAACUUCCUGUGGAACCUGAUGGACGUUGCUCAGCUGCACUGCCACAUGGCACAUACGGACGAUGAAGCCUACGCUCGCGGGUGAAAAGCAAUUUUCACAGUGAAAAACGUGUUUUCACUUCUACAAUAGUGCACUGUCCUUUGAAUUCUGAUAUUAUUAAUUAAUGAGAAAGAUUACAGAAUUUACUGAAAGCUCAUUGUGUUGAAUGAAGGCACCUGAGGGCAUCAGCAGGAGACAAAGGUCUGUACUUCACCGGUGCCCUGAGGUGACACUGAUGUUAGAUACAAAAGGUCACGGGUGUACACACAUAAUGAGACCAAAAUGAGCUCAAUCCUCAUUUGAUGGUUGUCUAUAAUUUGCGCUGCAGCUAUAACUAUUCCCAAUUCUUACAAUAGCUGCAUGAAAUUAGAUCACAUGCAUAAUAAUGUAACAUUAUGCUGUAAAAUUCUGCUUAAAUAAAUAACGUGUGCCACGGAGCCUGGAUUUAACUAAA